AUGGUUCAUAUCGGCAUUGCUGUCAUUGCGCCGCGGGAUAUCUCACAGAUAGUAGAUGACUUCUGGGCCCUUGGAAAUGUGCUGAAGAUGAAGAAUGUCCGAGCCAUCUUUGAAAAAAUCCUUCCUGUCCCACGAGUAAAGCGGAGCAGCGGGAACAGCAGUUGUUGCAAUUUCUUUAAUUCGACCUUAGAGAUUCUGACGUCCACGUGUGGAGACGGGAGUGCGACGUUAUCGCUGGAGGAUGCGACUCGCUCUUUCAACUCCCUCCUGAACAGCGCCUCCCUCUGGGAGGUCAGAGACAAGCAGGAGGUGGGGUGGGCCGUGACGGUCCUGCUGCAGAGCGUGGAACUGGCCGCACUGGCCGCUGCGCUCCGGUCCCCGGAGAGGACAACACAGAACGUGACGACAGAGUCUCUGGCUAUCCAGACGCGGCUCGUCACUGAGGACUGCAGCCGGGACAGUGAGGUCUUCACGCUGAGCGCUCAAAGGGACACGAUGGGAGUGCACUGUGAUACAGUCACCGGGGCAGCCACACACGGUACCAUCCUGGGGAUGGCGACACCCAGGGCCCAAACCACGGUGGACUCCAUCAUCAGUGCGAGACAUCUCAGCGAGGGAAAUCUACCUGCUGGUGGGAAGCCGGAGAAGAGUCAUCUCAACUCCAGGGUGGUGAGCGGGGCCGUCGGAGACGGGAGACCCAUUAACCUCUCCAGACCCGCAAACCUCACCCUGCGCCACAAACAGGACAAAAAACGGGAGGAAGAGGCUCUCUGCGUCUACUGGAAAGUAGUGGCCGAGAGCGGCAGCUGGUCUCCGGACGGCUGCACCGCCGUGCACACGAACAGCACUCACACCACCUGCCGCUGUGACCAUCUCUCCAGCUUCGCCGACCUAAUGGCUCCCACCACAGUGACGGAGAGUUAUCCACUGACCGUCGUCACCUACAUGGGACUGACCUUCUCCAUGCUGUGCCUCCUCCUCGCCAUCCUCACCUUCCUCCUUUGCCGCUCCAUCCGCAACGUCAGCACCUCCCUCCACCUGCAGCUCUGCCUCUGCCUCUUCCUGGCCGACCUGCUCUUCCUUAUUGCGCUGACCCGCACCGGCAGUUGCCAGACGGUGCGGUAG
This is a messenger RNA of Caretta caretta (loggerhead turtle), 1125 nucleotides long. The record is from RefSeq and is a predicted model, not a curated record. Lineage: Eukaryota; Metazoa; Chordata; Testudines; Cheloniidae.